CUAAAUUUCAGCAAAAUCCGUUGUGAAGAUAAGGUUCAAUCUGCAACUGUCUUAAUUUGACAGUUGACACCUGUCAUUAGCGGUCUAAAACCUUCUUAUUAUUAUUGCCUUUCAUAUUAAACAUUAAACUGGUUUGAGGCACAUCGAUCGGAUAGUUUCAAAGUCUAUAUAUAACGGACAUAGGUAGACACACAGACAGACAGACAGACAGAAACAAUUUUUGUGUUUUAUUCCUCUAUUUAUUAGUAACAGAAAAUUACUACCUACAAAAAUACAUAACUAUUUACCUAUUUAUUUUUUUUUUAAAUUAUAAAAUAUUCCUAUUCUAUGGUAGGUAUAUGUAUAAUAAGUACCUAUAUAAAACACAGGCAUUUAAUUUGUUAAACAAAAGACAACUUGGCAACGCAGCCUAGCAAAUACGCGUGCAUUUAGUGCCUCAAAUUAAUUUAAUCGCAGAAACGACUGAUUUUACUAGGACACUAGCGCCAUCACGCAGGUUUAUAUUUUCGCCGCCGGACGGUUCUUCUAGAGACGUUAGUCUAUAAUAUUCUUUGGUUCUUAUUACUACACUAAAAACAUUGAACGUGUAGUUAUUAAAAUUAAUAAAAAGUUAAUAAAAUCUAUCAGUAUUGAAAUGUAAGAGAAAUCUUUUUAAGGUUAACAAGAAAGCACAGGUGCUGUUGGCGUUGGUCUACGUUGGAAAUCCGGUCUGUACGCGGCUUUGGGGCAGGUCUUACAAAACUAUUUUGACAAAAUCCUGUUCAGUAAAGGUUCGUCAAAGAAAAUUCAAUAUUUAUUUAUCCGAAUAAAUAAAUUAAAUGCUAAAACAUAAUUGUAUCAUAACAGUUGUUAUCGCAAAUCGCUAUUCAAGAAAAAUAAUGUGUUUAAGUAAACAAAAAAUGCAAAAACCUAUGAAAACACAUACAUAAUCGCAGUCAUUUUCGUUAAAACAAACACACAUCACAUAUGUUUGAUCCAUGCCGCCAUUUUAAAUCGAUUUUUUGAAAGGUUGUUGCACUGCCGUAUAGAUGGCGCCACAAAAAAGAUUUUCAAUUUCUACGAUUUUCGUAAGAAAACUGCAGCCGUCCCACAGUCAAAAACUGAAAGUGAGGUUAUGUUAGUUUAUUGACAUUGUGCUUUUCAUCAGGUUAUAAUUUAGAAUUUUAUUGUUUUUUUGGGUAAAUUCUGAUGGAAAACGGCCACGGUAGCACUAAUUGCGCCUCAGCAGUACCUGAAAUAAAACGGGAAGUACCUAAUAUCCUGGUGACGGGUACUCCGGGCGUUGGCAAGUCCACUUUGUGCGCUAAACUGGCCGAAAUCACUGAAAUGCGAUGGCUGGAAAUUUCCAAAAUCGCCAUAGAAAACGGUUGUUUGGAGGAGUACGAUGAGGUAUACAAAUGUCCAGUUCUGGAUGAAGACAAACUAAUGGACGGCCUGGAAGAAAUAAUGCGCCAUGGAGGCAACAUCGUUGACUAUCACAGUUGCGAAUUUUUCCCAGAACGCUGGUUUGAUGCGGUUUACGUUCUCAGAGCCGACACCGCAACACUUUACGACAGACUGAAAGCUAGAGGCUACGAAGGCAAAAAGCUGGAGGAUAAUAUUGACUGUGAAAUAUUUCAAGUGAUUCUGGAGGAGGCUAAAAGCUCCUACAAGGAGGGGAUUGUGUUUGAAAUAACUAGCCUCACUGAAGCACAGCUACAUGAAAAUAUUGAAAAAAUUUGCUUGUGGGUUCAAAAAUGGUUUCAAGACCACCCAACAUAAAAAAAAACUUUGUUUAUUUAUUAAAAAUAUAUUACAACUUACCGUAACCUAUUCAUUAUAUCCAUUCCAGCCUGAUGCCUUACACAACUGGUAACAUAAUCCAAAGGAAUUUGCUUCUUUUUCUUGCACUCUUUUUUGAUUUCUUGCACAGUGUGGUCGUCCCUUAAUACAUAAGGACAUUGCUCCUUACAAGUCUUCAACAUUUUCUCAAUCAUUACCUAAGAGUGUGUCAGAUAAAUAAACACCAAAAAAUCUACAGUUUAUUUACCUGUAUACUAUCACAAACGCUAUUAUAAAUAUCACCAGAAACUUGCUGUAGCUUCUCUUCAACCGGAUGCUUAUCAUUCCGAUGUUGAGCCACCUCUUGCAGCCUUAUCAGCAACUGUUUGCAAUUUUCCGCAUCUUGUAUAACAUCAUUGGCGUGAUUGAUGUCAUUGUGAGGCGCUAUCGAGUCGGUACCCAAUGAUUUGAUGGCGUCUUGCGUUUGAGUCACCAGCCUUUCAAGCGCUUGCUGUUUCGAGGUGAGCAAAAAUCCUGGUUGCAUCGAAGUGUGUUUGGUGGCUUGUUGCUUGAAAGCCACGUUUCUAUUGAGCAAAUCUUGAAUUUUGCGCAUUACUGUAUCAGUGCGUUCUGUUGAGGCUUUCAUGCAAGGAGCAACAUCGAAAAUAGGGAAUGGUAUAUAUGUUAAUGUCCUGAAAUUAGGUUUUUCGUUUUGAAAAAUCGUAACUACAAUGUUAAAUCUUUACCUAUUGCUCUCCAACGCAUAAGCCAAAUCAUGGUAACCUUGCAAACUAAUAUUAUUCCUAUCCAAAAUGAUUGUUUUUAAUUUGCUGUUUAUCUGUAAGGCUUUCGCCAAUAAUCUAGCACCAGAGUCUCCUAUAAGGUUUCCACUAAUAUCUUCAAAAAAAAAAACUAUUGAAAUCAUGUUUUAAAAUAAAAAAUCCUCACCUAAUAAUUCCAAAGACUUAUUAUCACCUAGAGCGUUCAAAAGAUUAAACAAAUCGCCCCUUAAUCGACAAUCUGGAAUGAUGAGACUUUGCAAAAUACAUUCGUCGUCUUGUAUUAUUUGAACGACAGAGUCCAUUAUCAGGGACAUGUGUUUUUUCAUGCUCCUACCCAUGUUGAGAUGCUUCAAGGACUUAUUUUUACUUAUAGCUAAGACUACGUUGCACAAAUCCG
Messenger RNA from Ceutorhynchus assimilis (cabbage seed weevil), 2940 nucleotides. Lineage: Eukaryota; Metazoa; Arthropoda; Insecta; Coleoptera; Curculionidae. The record is from the annotation of a GenBank genome assembly.